AUGAAGGGGGCCAAACAUAUUCGUAACAGUCACGUGAUGUCCGAUCACAUGAGUGGCGGACACGUGUCCGGCGGUGUCGGCGGCGGCAACACUGGUGGCAGUCAUACGGCGAGCGGCGGUACCGGCGGUGGCCAGACAUCCAGCGGCAGUGGCAGCGCGUCCGCCGCCACCACUUCCUCCUCAUCAGCCAAUCAUAAUCACCACAAAUCACAUCCUCAACAGCACUACAAGAACUCGGCCGACGCUAUCGACGACUUUGAUUACCCGUUUUGCGACGAUGUGUCCAAAUACGAGAAACUCACCAAAAUUGGACAGGGUACGUUUGGCGAAGUGUUCAAAGCAAAGCACAGGCAAACCCGCAAAAUAGUGGCCCUGAAGAAGGUGUUGAUGGAGAACGAGAAGGAGGGUUUCCCCAUCACAGCCCUGCGCGAGAUCAAGAUCUUGCAGCUCCUGAAGCACGACAACGUCGUACCACUCUAUGAGAUUUGUCGCACUCAGUCGCGCAGUGACCAGACAUCGAGCGGUACGUCAGCGGCCGGCGGGUCGGCCGCCGCCACCGCCGGUCCGCCCAAAUAUAAGGCCACUUUCUAUUUGGUGUUCGAGUUCUGUGAGCACGACUUGGCCGGACUCCUGUCCAACGUUAACGUCAAGUUCUCGAUGGGAGAGAUCAAGAAAGUGAUGCAACAGCUGUUGAACGCCUUGUUUUUCAUACACUCGCAGAAGAUAUUGCAUCGAGACAUGAAAGCGGCCAACAUUUUGAUCACCAAAAACGGGGUCUUAAAACUGGCCGACUUUGGACUCGCCCGCGCCAUCAGCUCCGGUAAUACAACCAAACGCUACACCCAUAAAGUGGUCACUCUGUGGUGUCGGCCGCCGGAGCUAUUGCUCGGCGAAUGUAAUUACGGCUCACCCGUUGACCUGUGGGGCGCCGGUUGUAUAAUGGCUGAGAUGUGGACCCGGAACCCAAUAAUAGCCGGCAUCACAGAUCAGAUGCAACUCAACCUAAUCAGUCAACUGUGCGGUUCAAUCACACCAGAUGUGUGGCCGGGUGUCCAACGCCUGGAUCUGUACAACAAAAUGGUUUUGGCGAAGAAUCAGAGGCGGAAGUGUCCGCUCGCUCUGGACCUGUUGGACAAACUCCUAAUACUUGAUCCACAGAAACGAUUGGACUCAUACUUAGCAAUUGACCACCAAUUUUUGUGGUUACACCCCGUGCCUCAAGACAUGUCUCAUAUGUUGUCCCAACACAAGCGCAGUACGUUUGCGCACAGACCACGUCCUAUCAGAACCAAGUCCUGCACAAAUAAAACCGUUUUGAAAGUAAUUCACGAUAGCAAAGAGUUCGCCAGCGAUUACAGCGAGACUAUAAAUGUCCGCCUUAUGGUUUUACCGACCGCCAUAUACUUCGGGUGCGAUAUAACGACGCGUACCGCAGGCCGAGUGCUCGUAACGGCUGGAACUGUUGCCAUCGACUUCAUGAUCGGUGGCCAAACCAAAGUGGCAAAAACUAAUUAA
Molecule: messenger RNA, 1515 nt
Organism: Medioppia subpectinata
Lineage: Eukaryota; Metazoa; Arthropoda; Arachnida; Sarcoptiformes; Oppiidae
Source: the annotation of a GenBank genome assembly